This is a messenger RNA of Ectocarpus sp. CCAP 1310/34, 853 nucleotides long. NCBI's taxonomy places the organism in Eukaryota, Phaeophyceae, Ectocarpales, Ectocarpaceae. The record is from the annotation of a GenBank genome assembly.
AUGGUUAAAGGCGAUUUCCGAGGCGUCGGACAACAUCGAGAANGCGAUGAUCGAAUCACCUUGGAGGGUUUGGACCAGCCGUACACCUUCCCAAACGAUGAAGACUCCAGCGAGAACGAAGGAGGUUCGGAGGACGGCAGCGAUGGGCCCGAGGGGCGGGACGAGGAGGGCGCCGGAAGGCGCGAGCCGGUCGUCGGGGAUGAGCGCAACGGUGCCAACAGCGGGGAGGGCAUGGAGGGCGCUGGAUACAGCGAUGAAGACGACGACAGUAAGUUUGAUUGGCACUACAUAGACUACACAUGGACCCAGACGACCCGGAGGACGAGACGCAGGGAAUGGAGAUCCCGGCGGGCUUUCCGCCUUCAAGAAUCUACCUCCGCUGCUCUUGACAGAUUUCUUUUGCAACGUGGAGUGUUUGUUCGGCUGGGCAUGGGGUGGUUCGGUGGGUUGAUCAUUCAGCAAUCUCCGCAGCGCCACCUGUACGACUACUACANCCUUCAAGAAUCUACCCCCGCUGCUCUUGACAGAUUGCUUUUGCAACGUGAAGUGCUUGUUCGGCUGGGCAUGGGGUUGUUCGGUGGGUUGAUCAUUCAGCAAUCUCCGCAGCGCCACCUGUACGACUACUACAGUGUGCAGCUGGAAGUAGACCACAGUACGCGCAAUAUGAAGCUGCCCUUAGACAAGUACAGCGGAGAUCCAGACGCGGCGGUAGGCUCAUGGGUUUGCUUGAGAGCGUCAGUAGAGCGGGAAGGGUACGGAACCCCAACGUCACUCUUGUGGACCAAGACGGUUGACAGUUGCCCCAUGGGGGGGUGUUUGCGGGUAUGAAACUCUGCGUCAAGUGCAGUUCAGU